AUGGACGACAGGAGAGAGAAUGGAACAGUCCAGCGCAAAAAGAAACUGAGUCUUCGGGGCAACAAACUUAGAAAGAAACUUUCUAGUUAUUCAGAGGAUACGUCCCCGUCUUCGUCUGCGACUGAUGAAACGAGCACGUCACUGAGCAGCUGCGACACGAGCGGCUGCAGCGCAUCUGACACCAGCAGCUACAGUACGUCAGACACCAGCUACUCCAGCGAAGACAGCUCCACUUCAAACAACAGCACUACCUCCAGCGGCGGCUCAUCUUCCAGUAGCUCCGCAAUAAGUUCCACUGAAGACAGUACCUCAACUGCUUCCAGUUCCUCCGUCCAAGACGCCAACACGGAAUCCUCAUCGAGCGAAGAUUCUUCAGCCCAGAUACUUGCUGACAAAACUGCUAAAUUGCGUGUUUGGACGUCAACAGAUUCUGAUGAAGGUGAGGACUAA
Messenger RNA from Schistocerca serialis cubense, 450 nucleotides. RefSeq lists its product as uncharacterized. The record is from RefSeq and is a predicted model, not a curated record. Bases 1 to 450 code for a protein of 149 amino acids. Lineage: Eukaryota; Metazoa; Arthropoda; Insecta; Orthoptera; Acrididae. The transcript has 3 exons.